This is a messenger RNA of Penicillium angulare, 705 nucleotides long. RefSeq names its product glutathione S-transferase family protein. The transcript has a single exon. The coding region runs from base 1 to 705 and encodes 234 amino acids. The record is from RefSeq and is a predicted model, not a curated record. NCBI's taxonomy places the organism in Eukaryota, Fungi, Ascomycota, Eurotiomycetes, Eurotiales, Aspergillaceae.
AUGCCCUUGACACUCCACCACCUCGGCUUCUCCCAAUCUGAGCGCAUCAUCUGGCUCGCAGAAGAGCUCGGACUCGAAUACAAUUAUGUUUUCCACAAACGGGACCCCAUCUUCGCUCCACAGUCGCUGAAGGACCUCUCUCCUGCCGGCACAGCUCCAGUAAUGGAAGACGACCCAUCCCCCGUCACCAACUCAAAAGUUGUCUUGGCCGAAUCCGGCGCUAUCGCAGACUAUCUCAUUGCCGUUCAUGGGAAUGGUCGCUUGGGCGCAACUCCCAAGGACGGUGCCGUGUAUCCCCAUUUCCUGGAAUGGUACCAUUUCGCCAAUGGCAGUCUCCAGCCAACUUUGUUCCGGGUCCUGAUGGCUCGCGCAUCAGAUCCUAAUAACCCGCUCGUGGCACGUACAAUUGCGAAAUGGGAGCAUCAAAUUGAUAUGCUCGAGGCCCGAUUAGCUGAGACUGGAGCUUAUCUUGCUGGGGAUGAGCUUACAGCAGCGGAUAUUAUCUCAUUUUUCACAUUGACGACCAUGCGAGGAUUUUCUCCUGUCCACUUCGAUACCGAGAAAAACAAGCAUGUUCUCGCUUAUUUGAAGCGUGUUUCUGAGCGCCCGGCGUAUCAGAAGGCUAUGAGGAUCUGUGAAGGGGAGGACUUCAAGCCUUUGAUUGGACCUAUCGCUGAGCCAUGGAGUUUCAUGAAGAAACCGUAA